AGCGAUAGGUUGAAAAUGGCGGAGUAUAGAGACCAACGCGACAAUUAAAAUAUUAGUAAACCGUGAAUGACAACUUCAAAACAAACGCAAAUUGGAUUUCGGAAUAACUUGAUUUUUUAAGGAGAGAUGGAGUAUAGCUGAACACAUCGAAUUGAUUUAGAAACUGGCUUUGAAUUAGCUAGCAUUGCUAAUCUCGCUAGUUUGAAAAGUGUGAUUUUUUUUUUAUCGCAGAUUUUUUUGUCAACAUUAGCUGACGUUUAGCCACCACCAACAACUUUUCCCUUGCUAGUGUCAAACUACAGCGCCAGAUCACAUUAUCCAUAGCGUGUGGAAGAGACUGAUUCACGGAGCGGCGGAUCCGAAAAGCAAGGCAACCGAACUAGCCAAAAAGCUAGUUGGCUAGCUCACGGCUUUAGCGACUGACAAAUGUUUACAUCUGAAUUAGCCACCUAAUGCAUAGUAAUUGCGCAUCUAACGUGACAACUCCGAUAGCUAAAUUGUAUUGAAAUCGAAUAAAUACAGAAGAGAGUCACCAAUCAACUGAUAAGGGGACUGAUAAACAGGUCCAGCUCGCUCCCGCCUCCCCCAGUGGGAUGGUGCUACAUGACGGGGAGGCCAUGGCGCCGUAGCCCCCUUUCCUGUAUCCUGCCUGCCACACCACCACCGCCACAGCAGCCCCCCCAUGAGUCACUCUCUGGAGCCCUAGAUCAAGUGUGCUGAAGCUCAGAAUGAGUGCUGUAGGGGAAAGGGCCCUGGACCCUGCCACGCCAGAGUCCCGUAAGAGGAAGGGCUCGCUAUGCGACAUCUCAGGGCAGAGUGUGGAGAAGCGGCGGCGGGAGCUGGAGUGUCGUUACAUAGACGAGCUGGCUGAGCUACUGUCUACCAACAUGGGCGACAUCGCCAGCCUCAACAUCAAGCCAGAUAAGUGCCAUAUCCUCAAGAGCACCGUGGACCAGAUCCAGCAGAUCAAACGCCGCGAGCAGGAGAAAGCGGCUCUAAUAUCACCGGAGGACAAGGUGCAGAGGAGUGACAUUUUGUCCAGUAGUCAGGGCAUGGUGGAGAAAGAGGCUCUGGGGCCGCUGCUGCUCGAGGCCCUGGACGGCUUCUUCUUUGUGGUGAACCGCGAAGGCCGGAUCGUGUUUGUGUCAGAGAAUGUGACGGGUUACCUAGGUUACGCCCAGGAAGAGCUGAUGACCUCCAGCGUGUAUAGCAUCCUCCACGUGGGAGACCACAAUGAGUUCAUCCGCAACUUGCUGCCCAAGAGUCUCGUCAAUGGGGUGCCUUGGCCCCAGGAGCAGGGCCGGAGGAACAGUCACACGUUUAACUGCCGGAUGCUGAAGAGGCCUCCUGACGAGGUGGACUCAGAGAACCAGGAGGCACGCCAGCAGUACGACAUCAUGCAGUGUUUCACUGUCUCCCAGCCCAAAGCCAUGCAAGAUGAGGGAGAUGACCUGCAGAGCUGCCUGAUCUGCAUAGCCUGCCGGAUGCCCCGACCCCAGCAGCUCCCCGCUAUCAGCACUGAGUCCUUCAUCACCAAACAGGACCCCACAGGGAAAAUCAUCUCCAUAGAGACGAGUGCUCUGCGGGCGACGGGGCGACCAGGCUGGGAGGACCUGGUCAGGAAGUGCAUCUACGCAUUCUUCCAGCCGCAGGGCAAAGAACCCUCCCACGCCAAGAAGCUGCUCCACGAGGUGAUGACCCAUGGCACGGCUAUCAGUCCUCUUUACCAGUUCAACCUGAGCGAUGGGACCCCCCUCAGUGCUCAGACCCGCUGCAAGUUCUGCUGCCCCCCCAAAUCCGACGUUCAGCCCUUCAUCAUGGGCAUUCACACUAUUGACAGGGAACACAACACUGCUAGCUCUCAGGAAAACACUAACUCCAGCCUUCUACUGACCCAUGGGAGCCCUGCUUCCUCCCAGCCCUCCCGCUCCCCUGCCCUCACCCCGGGCAUUGAGGCCAGCCAAGCCCCAGGCCCCACCUCGAGCCUCCAUCUCAACAAUGGAAACAGCUCCGGCACCACCGCCCCCACCACACCCACCAACCAGUCAGCAGGGUACCUGACGCCCAACCGGUUGUGUCCUCAGCAGGUCAACAGCCCCUCACCCCUGGGCAGCCCCCUCACAGCCAUCCCUACCUCAUUCAUGUCGCCCAAGCCCCCCAGGGGCAGUCCGGGGCUGGGCGGCAGCCCGCGCGUCCCAGGGAACCCCUUCUCCCCUUCCACCCCUGGCCUGAACACUCCGGCAGGGGCCCUAGGAGGUGGUGGUGGCGGGGGCGGUGGAAUCCUCAGCAGGCAGCACUCUGGUGGGGACGGUGGAGCAGGGACCCCCUUAGGUUUCUCCCUGCCUUCCCCUCUACCUCAGAGGAAGGCCAGCACCCCCACCAACUCCCCAACGCGCCCUCCCCCUGCCAAGCCCCCUGAAGGAAGAGGAGGAAGUGGGGGAGGAGAGUACCUGGGGGGUAACCCCAAACUCAACCAGCUCCUGGACAAUAGCAGAGUGGGGCCGCCUGGGGACCCCAACAACACUGCUCCCCACCCCAACACACCCACCUCCACCCCUCAGUGCCCGGCCUCCCACAGCACGCUGACGGAGCGCCACAAGAUCCUUCACCGCCUCCUGCAGGACAGCAGCCCAGCCGAGGGCGGCAAUGGCAAGGAGUCUGAGAUCAAGAAGGAGCCUCCUGCCAGCCCUGCCACCGCCAACCCCAACGGACCCCCCAUCACCCCCCAGGACCACCAGCUGCUGCGCUUCCUCCUGGACACGGAUGAGAAGGACCUGAGAGACCUGCCCCCUCCGGCCGCUCUCAGCCUGCAGACGGUCCGGGUCAAGACUGAGAAGAGGGCUAGCGGGGAUACCACGCCCUGUGCUGCAGCCUGUGCCAGCCCCAAGACCAAACCCAGCCCUGCAGACAGCAGGCUGUCCAGAGACCCGUUUCCCAGUGGACCUGCUGACCUGGACCCUCUCAGCCAGCUGCUGCCCACCCUCAGGGGCCCCGCUGGGGCCAAGCAGGGCAGCGAGGAGAAGGGUGGCCCCCUGGCCCUGUCGUCCCAUAGCCACCAGACCCAACCUCAACCUCGGCUCCAGUCACCUCCACAGCCUCGGCUUCAGUCCCCCUCCCAACCUCAACCCCAACUUCAGUCCCCUACUCAGGUCCAGCCUCAGAACCAUCUUCAGUCCCCUCUCCAGUCCCCUACCCAUCUCCAACCCCAGAACCAGCUUCAAUCCCCUACCCUACUCCAGCCCAGCGAGGCCAACGUUCCCAGAGCCGUGAGCGUGAAGAGGGAGCCUCCCGGAACACCAAGCCAAGGGCUUACUGAUGGUUCCUCCAGCCUGCAGAACCAGUCACACUUUGAUUUCUGCAGCCCCACCACCCCCAGCCAGGGACAGGGACAAAGGGAGUCCUUCCAGACACCCAAAGACAGCAGCAGCCCCUUCACAGAGCCUGGACUCAUGAACUCAUUCAACUCCAACACCGGGUUGUCUAAGAUGGAGACGGACUCUCAGCAGUUCCAGCCCCUGGCCCUGACUGACUCUCUGUCCUUUGAUGGAGGCAUGGGAAACCCUGUGCAAGCCUCUCUGGCCUCCCCUCAGGAGCAGUGUGUCCCGUGUCCACUGGAUGAGCUGCUGUGCCCCCCCACCACCCCAGAGGGUCGUAACGAUGAGAAGGCCCUCCUGGACCAGCUGGUGUCCUUCCUGAGUGGGACGGACGAGAGCGAGCUGGCAGAGCUGGACCGAGCCCUGGGCAUCGACAAGCUGGUGCAGGGCGGCUGCUUCGACCCCAUCCCUCAACGGUUUCCCUCCCAGCCCCCUGCCGCCACCCCCAUCUCCAUGGACCCCAAGCUGCCCAGCUACCCCUCUCAGUUCAGCACCGGCCCCCCUGCCCAGUUCCCUCCAGAUAUGGCAGGGGGGCAGGGUAUGGGGGGCUUCGGGGCACCCAGGGGGACCUUCCCUGGGGGCAUGACGCUGAGGCCUGGCAUGGGCAGAGCGCCUGGCAUGGCCAAUCAGCUCCGACUGCCACCCAACCAGCUUAGGUUACAGCUGCAACAGAGGCUGCAGGGCCCACAGCAGCUGCAGAACAGGCUGGCUGCCAUGAGCCAGUUCCCAGGGGGAGCUCACAUUGCCAUGGGGAUGCGUCAGGGAGUGCAGCAGCCUCAGAUGCCCUCUCAGCCUCCUCUGAACGCCCAGAUGCUGGCCCAGAGGCAGCGGGAGCUCUAUAGCUUCCAGCACCGCCAGAGGCAGCUCCUGCAGCAGAAGGUCAUGUUGAUGAGGCAGGGCAUGGGGACCGGGGGGCCUAUUGGGGCCACCAGGGGACAAAAAGGACCCCAGCCACAGCAACAACAGUUUAGCUACCCUCCAGGCUACAGCCCCAUGUCAGGAAACCCACCCAGCACCCCCUGCCUAUUCAACCCCAUGGGAGGGCCCCUGGACCCCAAGCUGUCGGGCCUGGCCCCCUUGGGCAGCCAGGCAGCCAUGAUGGGGGGGAUACAGGGACAGUUUGGGGGGGGAGUGAACUCGGCGGUCCAGGCUGGGCUCUUCCAGCAGUUUGGAGGACCAGGUAUGGUCCAGCAAGGAGACCCCUCGUUCCCUCCAGAGCUCAGCCCCACCAGCCCCCUGCUGUCCCCUCAGAACUCCACCUCCCAGAGUCCUCUGCUCCAGCUGGCCCAGCCUCCUCCUGGGUACCAGUCACCUGACAUGAAGAGUUGGCAGCAAGCUGGCAUGGGCAGCAACAGCUUAUUCAGCCAGUCUGGUCAGACGACGCCCCAGGCCUUUGGGCAACAGGGGGUCUACAACAACAUGAGUAUCACCGUGUCAAUGGCAGGAGGCUCAGGGGGGGUGGGCUCGCUACCUCCCAUGGGACCACCCGUUGGCCUGGGCAACAGUAACCUUGGCAACGUCAGCUCCAUGUGUAACGAUCAGGUACAGCAGGUUCAAGUGUUUGCCGACGUCCAGUGUACGGUGAACCUGGUGGGCAGCGACUCCUACCUGAACCAGUCGGGGUCCAUAGGCCCCCAGAAGAGCCCCCAGGGGCCUCAGAGCAGCCAGUCCCAGCAGAAGAGCCUCCUCCAGCAGCUCCUCACAGAGUGACUCCUCAGCUCAGCCGCCUGCCAGGGGAAAGGUUCUCCGCAGACCACCAACCUCUUUUCUUUUUCACCUUUGGUUUUAGACAGCUACCUGCCGGACUGGUUAGGAGGGCCCUAGGAGGGAGACUGAGGUCCAGGUAACAGCGUGUCUGUCUACCUGCCUGACAGCCUCAGCCCGUACCGUAAGACCGCAACGAUUGUUCAGCACUCAUUCCUGGUUACCUACUUUCAACACAAAGUCUGCUUCCUGUGCUGAGAAAGGAAUCAGGUUCCGGUUUUGCAAAGUCGUCGCGGUCGUCAAAACAUGACCUGGUUCUUGAUUGGCCCGUUCCAUCAGGCCGUCGCAGCAGUGCGUUUUGGGAGUGCGAGCAGCGUGCAGCUGAGCUCAGCUUUGGGUGGUUAACCCGUCGUCUCGCCUUUUUGCCUCGCGCGGGGCGGGUGGGGAGACGUUGUGGGGACAACGUUUUGGGAAUGUUCGGUUUUUAACCUCUGCAAUGGGAAGCUCAGUUUCAGCUGGAUCUGUGACUGACUGGCUCUCUCCACUGCAGUGCCUGAUGGGAGGAAAUUCCCAGCUCUCGUUUUUGUUUCUCUGUUCUCGUCGUCUGUGUCGUCAGGACAACAAGCAUCACGGCCAGGAUGGGAGACUGCUCUGCUCAGUUGGCAACACUGUCUUUCCUGGGAGGGCAUUUUCAAACUACCAGACUGUCAAACUAACUGCCUGUCCUACAAAUUUUUCUCCCCAGCAGCUGUGAAUACGAGCCACAUUGGGCUCUCUUUGGCCGAUCAGUGUUUUUUUUGCCAUGUAGAACCGUGCAGCUGGGUAAUAUUGUCCAGCAAAGAUGAGAUGUGUUCACACCAUCUACUUUCCUUUCAAAGCGUAAUUUAAUUACUCUAAAAAGCAACUGUCAUUUUGAGCUCAAACUACACAUUGUGAUUCAUUGCAGGUUUUCCCCCCCCUUUUUACAAAAUUGGAGAGUCUAAUAUGUCAGUUAUCAUUUUUUAAGGCGAUGUUUGGCAUUCUGAAAAUGUAACACUGCUAAAUGUUGUUGUGGUGGGGAAACUGGCUCUGUGUUCUGUAAUUGUGAAAAAAGAAAAUCUUGGUAUAAGAAUUUUUGCGAUUUAUUUAGAAAUGGCUAGCUCUGCUCUUUUGGCAUCCCAUUGAAUGUUUCAAUAUCCUUAAACUAACCUAAAAAAAAACAAGAGUGGGUUAUCAAUAUUACACAAUGACAUGAAUAUGUUGUAACUUGUAACCGUAGUAUUUCCUCACUAAGAAGUGAUGGAUGUUGAAUGGGGUGUUGUCUUGGAAACACAGUGCUCUCUCUCCUCCAACUCUGCCCGUGAUGAUGUCACUCCACUGGCCGCACACUACAGCUCUUUUUGACUGCUCAUGUGACUACUGUUGCCCGGUCAGACACUGUCUAUCAGCGCUAACCUCUGUUGAUAUUUACUAUACAUAUUCGUUCACAUAAAGUCCUGCCAACAAACACAAUGUUUUUAUGGGGGUAAACAAACAAGAACCUAUUAACAAGCAAUAACCAUAAUUAAAGAGACAAAAGAAAAGUUUUGCGACGUUUUAAUGAUAAUUAAAAAUCAAGUCUACUUUGGCUUUUGGCUUUUCUGCUCUAUCCCGGGUAUCUGUAUUUCUGACUAACAAGGCUUUCUAAAGGAUAACUGUUAUGAUCCAACUAGAUGUCUCACUGCUGUGUGUAUAUACAAGGUAUUUCACAAAGUGUGCAACAUUACCGAGCACACCUAAUAACCGAGGAGGGUUAGGGAUGAUCAGUUGAAAUAGCAUGCAUGAUCACCAUCCUCCUUCUGAGACCUCAAACUGAACGCCAACUCAAACUGAACGCCAAUGUUCUAUGAUUUGUGAAUCACUUUGUGUACAGUUUCAAUGGCGUCUGUGCGUGUGCUUUAUACUGUACCCAAACAGUGGCUCAGGCAUCCUCACCAUACAACUCAACCUGAAAAUGGCAUCAUUUCGUGUGAUGUCGAUUCCAGUUGACAUGAAAAGCUGGUAGCAAUUUACAAUUUGGAUACUUUUACAGAAAAAAAAACAUUUGUGAAACAGAUAAACCUUGAUUUUACAUACCAAUUGUUCCUGUGUAUUUUAAGACACGUCAAAUGUUGCUUUGCUUUUACCCUAUUGCAUAUAUAAUUAGAUGACGUAUUUCAGUUUCUUUCUCUUCUGAUAAUGUUACAUUUUUAUUUUCUAUUUGAAAGGGCCGUUGGCUAACAGUUAGUAUUUAUCAAGGUUAAAACCAUUCCUGAGCCACUGUUUGGUUUAUGUAAAUAAACAUACACUUUACAAAACACACGGAAGAAACACAAAUGAACAGAAUGUUUGUGGAAGGAUUUCAUUUGUUUUCAGUAUACAUUUGUACUAUAUGGGGUACAAGCUAAAGGUUUCACACUCACAGAAGUAUUACAAAGGAUACAUGUCCCUUUCAUCUUCUUCACAUUCCUGUAUAAAUAGUGGUAAUAGAACUACAUCAAAUGUAGAUGUUAAUCUGAUCUGUUAAUAUCAACUGUUUAUCAUUUGGGAUAUAAUAUGCCAAAUUCAAAGCACCAUUAGACGAUGCUCAUUAACAAACAGAUAUUAUUUUAAGCAAGAGCCGCUCAAUGGCAAAGACAGUCCAUUCAGUACAGGUACAAGGUCAAUAUUUGAACUGGUUCUUCAACAUGUUAACAUGUAUAUAACAGACAAUGUGAAUAUGUAUUUGUUCAGAAUCAACAAAAUGUAGUGCUCCAAGUUUGUGGUAUUAACUACUCGCUUCCAUUUAUUUUUUUGUUUUGUUUUAUGUAUAUGACUGUCUGAGUGUGUGUAUGUAUGUGAUUUAAUACUGUGUAUCUGGUGUUUAAGAUGGAAACCGAUAAUGUCCGGAUUUGAUUUAUCCUUCGUUUUAGAUACCUGCAAGUUUUCCUGUGGGUGUUAUUCAGAUUGCUCUUUAUGUGAGAGAAUGGUUUAGCGACUGCUGAAUGUGAUUUUACUGAGAGAAGCAGCGUGGAUUGGCUUUUGUACGGGUUAAUUUAAAAAGGCCAUAUUAUUUAAUUUAUCUGUUAUCAAAAAGUUUAAACAGAUCUGAGAAAGUGGAACCUUGGAUUCUGAGAAGCAUUGCUUCGGUAGUUAAGUGGGCUUUUGUAGAUCGUCUCAUUGUAGUUUUUGCAUUUUCAGAAGUAAUGACCAAAGCUUCAAGAUGUUUAAUUCAUAUCAUAUGCAAGCCUCAUGCAAUUGAUUGAGACAAAAUGUAGCGUUUGUUCACUUUUCUAAAAGGGAAUAGUCUCAUACCUAUACAUACUAGCUCCUCUUUGACCACAGUACUAAUUUGUGAUAGUUUGUGCUUUGCAUGUUUGUCCUUUAUUUCCUUUUCGACACGAUUUGGCCUAAGAGCUAUAGUAUUUUUAUGUAACUUGUAUUCUUUGGAAUUUCCCAAAGUAUGAUCAGUUAGAAACGUUUUCUCCCUGUUGACAUUGACUCCUAGCAAAGAUGCAAAAAGUAAUGUAGGGCCUGACGUGCUGUCGCUGUUUACAGGAAGAGAGAACGUUGCAACAGCUAGCUAUGCACCUUAGCGAAAAGCAUUUCUUUCACACUGAUUUAAGUAUUCAAAGCCACACUAGAAUCUGAAUCAAUUAUUAAAAUCAUGGUAUUUUCAGUAAUUAGUUUCUUGAAGAGAAGAAAAUAACUACCUAACUUACUUUCGUUUUUUUUACUUAAACUAAUGUUGUUGAUAAUUGUCUGAACUUGUGGGUCUGAUCAAUCAACUGAAUCUCAUAAAAAUAUUAAAAUGUAUUUAGCUGAAUACUUUAUACCAAAUUUGAGGUGCCUCUUGUAUAUAUUUUCUGCAUAGAGGACUGAUCCUUGCUGUUUGAUGAUAAUGUUCUUGUUAAUGAGGAUUUUCUUAUCUUUACCUUUAUAAAAACAAGUUUGCUGUAUUUUACAUUACUUUUUUACUAAAUAUCUAAAUAUUCCAGGAAUUUGCAAGCAAUACAAUCUAGUUUUGCACUUUAUAUCAGAAUUAUUAAGAGGAAACAGGCCAUCAUGAAUACUGCUCAUGUUCAAAUCAGAUUACUAUUUCAUAAUUACGAUUAUGACGAAAAAAAGAAAUCCCCUAAAUGUAAUAGAAAGUAAAAUAUUGAUUUUACUUUUCUUUAGUAAUCCUAGUAAUUUCUCAGGUUCUUAAAAACAAAGAACUUGGUUGUAUAGCCCAUCAAUAUGAUGACAAAAGAGAAGUGUACAUUCUCUACUACUAAUCUAUGUAGUUUCAGUUCUCUCUGCCACAGAUCCUGUAUCUAAACUAUGCCUAUCUUCUUCAGGUGAUCCACUGCCCCUUCCCUCGGCCAUCAGCUAACUAACGCGCUUACACUCAUACGUCUUGUCUUGCAGCAGCUUUAACUGUUGAAAACAUUCCCCCUCAGCUAUGCUCCCUGAAAUAAUUGUUAUGUUUCUAGGCUUAGUAAUUCCUACCAAGCAGUAACAGCCCUACAUACGUUUACUGCUAUCCCUUUCGCAUUUCUUCACCUCCUUGUCACAUACUGUCUAAUACAGAAGUAACAUCCUUAGAUAGUUAAGAGUACUGCACUCUACCCUACACAGGUAUUACCUCUCAACUGUUAGAUUAUUGAAGCAACUGUUUGCUGAUGAUGUUUGUCAAUUAUUGUAAGUGCUGCCUUAUCGAGACUGAAGUUGGUUGUGGUUGGAGAAGUCAAAAGUUUGUAUCUCGCCACUUGUAAGGGCAAUGAUUUCUUAUUGAAACAAGGUUCCACUUUUUCCCCUGUAAAAUUAAUAUAAAUAAAUAUAUAUAUAUAUAUAUAUAUAUAUAUAUAUAUAUAUAUAUAAUACAUUUUACACAUUUUGUCCAGUUUUGUUUAUUAUACUUGUGUAAACUUGUUUUUAGAGAGGAUUGGUGCAGCUGUGUAGGACAAUAUGAAUGAAGUAUCUGGAAGAAUUAUGCAUGUUUUUAUUUCUGUGUCCAGGUGUAAUACCUGGGAUAAAUCCUACCUUUUCUUAGGACAUCGUAAACAAUCAGUCUCAGGCUGGGUCCAGUACAAACUGUUUUUGCAUCUACUGAAACAGUCUUACUUGUCUGUCCAUUUUUUGGGAGGUAUGUGGCUGCUCAGACUGGGAUUAGUUCAAAGUUUACACACUUCUACACAUACACAAACACCUCGUGCGUUCGGUCCCUCUGUUGCUUUUCCAAGGUGAAGAUGCUGACCUUGAAGGAAAUGAUGCUUUGACUAACAAAUCUAUAACAUCCAUGAAUGUGAGAAUGCAACACAUUGCAAUAAAAGCACCAUUUAAAACAG
Molecule: messenger RNA, 10384 nt
Organism: Coregonus clupeaformis (lake whitefish)
Lineage: Eukaryota; Metazoa; Chordata; Actinopteri; Salmoniformes; Salmonidae
Gene: ncoa1
Product: nuclear receptor coactivator 1
Exons: 21
Coding region: 729-5084 (1451 amino acids)
Biological process (GO): cellular response to hormone stimulus; positive regulation of transcription by RNA polymerase II
Cellular component (GO): nucleus
Molecular function (GO): protein dimerization activity; nuclear receptor binding
Source: RefSeq, a predicted model, not a curated record